AUGAAGACCUCCCCGUCCCUCCUUGUGCGCAACUUUCUCAAAGCAAUCCAUCCGCCGCUUAUACCGACAACAGCUCGUGAGACCAAGAAACUGGUCGGCGUCCUUGAAUCUGCCUUCCAAAAGCAUCUUGAUGAAACUCAUCCAUCUCCACAAUCUCUCUCCUCACACACCGCCUCGCACGAUGCAAACUCCAUCCCGGAUCCUGCUCACCAAGCAACUCGUGCCACUCAUACACAUUUAGCCAGUUUACUGGCUCAUCCACUGCUACAGAAGCAAUCAGUAUCAGCUGACCCCCCUCACUCCUUGACCGCCACUGCUGUUGCCGAGUCCCAGAAUGUUGGUUCCUGGAAAACCUAUGACUUUGCCCUUGUCCAACGAUGCUGCCGGCUAUAUCUAAAUGGUCUGAAACGCAAAGAAGUUGUCCCGCAGGAUCGCCGCCUAGGACCAAGGCUACUGAGCUGGUACACUCAUAUGAGCGCUUCAGAGAAAUAUACGUUUCUUGCGGACUCGGAAGUCCUACAACUGGUCGUGCCUGUUCUUUAUGCCGACCAACUCGAAUCUGUGGUCUGGGACAUGCUGAGUACCUUAUAUGAACGACCUUCAGUCUCAAAAGCUUUUGCCAAAACAACCACCCCAGUUGUCGAGCAGAGCAGGGCUUCGUUAUACCAGAGGGCUGAAGACAACCUUAUAUCGCUGAUGAUACACCAGACUGCCCUCAGAGGCUCCACAGCCGAUGCGGCCCAACAGUAUAUCCAAGCUUGCAAAUACUACGAAUCCCGGACACUUUCCGACAAACCACAAUCAAUAAAACUGGGUCGGAGCUGGAAUCGCCUCGCCCAGGCCAUUCUGGAUCGUCGAAGCAAACAUAAUUUGUCAUCCGAAUUGUUCAAUGAGAUUAUCUCGUUUGGUACAAGAUCUUCGCGUCCUUGGACUUGGGUUCCUUCAUGUCUACAACUCUAUCACCCCACUACGCCCUCGUAUAAGCCUUUGAUGUCAUUGUUAGAAGCCGAUAACUUUAUGGCAAGGAUCCUC
Molecule: messenger RNA, 1032 nt
Organism: Exophiala aquamarina CBS 119918
Lineage: Eukaryota; Fungi; Ascomycota; Eurotiomycetes; Chaetothyriales; Herpotrichiellaceae
Exons: 1
Source: RefSeq, a predicted model, not a curated record